Messenger RNA from Racocetra fulgida, 1465 nucleotides. The record is from the annotation of a GenBank genome assembly. Lineage: Eukaryota; Fungi; Glomeromycota; Glomeromycetes; Diversisporales; Gigasporaceae.
AUGGAGGAAGAAAAUGGUACUUUUUGCCAAAUUCUUACAAAAAAGAUAUGGCGUGAUUCUCUCAUGAUAUGGAAUGAUAAACAAAUAGGGGAUGCACUAAACGAAGAUGAGAUUAAUAAAUUAUUUGACCAAUUUCUUGAGAAUUCUAAACACAUAAUUGAUAAAUCAAGAAUUAAUGAGACAAAAAAAAAUAUUAUUAUUGAAUCUUGCAUAAAGAAAUCUUUUACAGAACAACAAUUCGAAGAAUUGCUGACACAUAUUCUUGAGAAUAAUAAUUUAUUAUAUAAAGAAUCUGUAGAUGAAUAUAUAGAAAGUAAAUUCAUUAAUAAAUAUAAAAUUAUAGAAAUAUGGUAUAAAGCGAUCUCUUCAUUUUUUGAAAAAUCAGUUACAACAAAUGAGGAAGUAUUAGAGUUUUUCAUGCAAAUAUUUCAUGAUAAUAAUUCACUCAAUUCCAAUGAGUUGGCUUAUCUUAUCAAUCAACUUCGAACUUCUGAAGAUAGAAUAAAAUCUGAUCCUAUUAACAAAGACAAAAUGUGCGAGGUAUUGAAUAAAGCAUUUACAAUUUAUUUAGAUGAAUUAAUAUUAAAUUAUCAAGAAGGAAUUAAAUCUGUGACACAAUAUAUUCUAAAUGAAAAAUCACUUAACGAAUGUGAUAUUUCUUUUAUAAUUAAUUUAUUUCAAGAGUUUGAGAAUUCAUUGUUUAUUUGUUGUUAUGUUGAUUUAAAGAAAUUACAAGAAGCUGCAAAAAAUGUUUUGUAUAAACUUCCUGAUAUUCAUGAGCUGAAUACAAGAGAAAAGCAAAGUGAAUUUAUAAGAGAAACUAUUCUUAAAGACAAGUCUCUUUCAAUUUAUGAAAAGAUUCACAUGAGUAAAUUAUUUAAACCACAUGAGGAAUAUAUUAAAGUUGAUGAACCGGAUGAGAUUAAUGAUAAAAUACGCAGAUGUGAAAUUUGUCAAAAUAUGACAUAUGCUAGUCAAUACUGUGAACACUGUAUCCGUAAUUAUUUGCAACAACAUUUUAAUGAUUGGACAUCAGGAAAUGAUCAAAUCGAUCAAAUUAUUCAAUCAUGUCAAUUAGCAGCAAAAAGUCCAAGUAGAAUUAUUGAAUGGAUUCCAUAUGAAAAUAUUGAAAAAAUUCAAUUUUUUGCUAAAGGUGGUUGUGCCUCUAUAUAUAAAGGAUAUUGGAACCAAGGAUCAUUUGGAACAUGGAACGCAGAAAAACAAAUAUUAGAAAGAAAUGUAUUUGAAUUAGCUCACCAUAUAAUUCUUAAAAAGUUAGAAAAUUCAAGUAAAACAUUUAUAAAAGAAUUAGGUGAUGUUAUAACUAAACAUAAUAGGCUUCAAAACGGCGAAUUACGAAAGUUAAUUGCUUCUGAAUCGUCAAUGCGCAUUUCAUUAAUUAAUAAAAAGUCCAGUAGUAUUUAUAAUUUCAAGAAACUUCCUGAACCAAGAAAUGCUACUGCAG